Molecule: messenger RNA, 510 nt
Organism: Mesorhabditis spiculigera
Lineage: Eukaryota; Metazoa; Nematoda; Chromadorea; Rhabditida; Rhabditidae
Source: the annotation of a GenBank genome assembly
AUGCUUCCAAAGUGCCUAGUUUUCGUUUUUGUUAUCUCGGCGGCGCUUGUCACAUAUGGAUAUUCGACAUCGGCUGCGGCACUGCUUCAUGCCCUUCGUAAUUUCCGAAGACGAGAACAGAAUUUCGGCUUCAAAAAAAUCGUGGAAACGUCUGAGAGCCCGGAAAUGAUACGUGUGGUGAAGGUUAUGCAACAGGUUGCUUGCGAUGCUGAAGGACUGACAAUUCUUAAAUACAAGCUUCUGAUCAAAUGCUGGGCUAGUCCCGACCGUCAGUUGGGCCGAUUUUGGCCAAUCAAGAGCGGUACAUGCAACGACGUUGGAGCCGCAUUCAAAAAGCGCAUCGAGCGCGCGGCCAGAAAGUGCGGCGAUGGGGCUGAGGAUGUGCCUUUCGUCGCUAAAUUGACGCAUGUUGUGUUGCUUGACGGUAAGGAGCCUGCACCUAAAGUUUUUGAAAACUGCGUUGACUAUUUGAUCGAAAUGCUGGAAGAAAUGUCGGAGGGAUUGAAUAAC